This is a messenger RNA of Ylistrum balloti, 1980 nucleotides long. RefSeq lists its product as uncharacterized. The transcript has a single exon. The record is from RefSeq and is a predicted model, not a curated record. The coding region runs from base 1 to 1980 and encodes 659 amino acids. NCBI's taxonomy places the organism in Eukaryota, Metazoa, Mollusca, Bivalvia, Pectinida, Pectinidae.
AUGGCUAUAUGUGCUUUAAAUGUACUCAAUAUAAUUUGGGAAACCUCCGAUUUGGCCACGGGGAUUGCAGUGGUUUUCUUUGUAACUAUAUUACAAGCCACUGUUAUAGAGAUCCCUCUUCAAACAAUUGCAACUUUGAUCAUGGGUGGCCAUAGACGGGAAGUAAUGACAGGAAACGGAAGUAACUUAUCUGCAAUUAUUAACUACAAUCUUUUAGCUCAUUCUAAGGAGGAUAUAGAAGAGUGUUUUAAGUGUAUGUACGAUGCUUACAUGGGAAAUCUAUCGCCAACAAUUUCGGCUGUGUUGGUUAGUGCUACUUCCGGAAGAAGAUUAAGAGAACAUGAAUUUUACAUGAGAGAUUUCUAUAGGGUUCUUAUCUUCGAUGUCUUAUACACCGAAGGACUCUCCUUUUCAAGAGGAGAUUAUAGACUAGUACAUCCAACUAGACUGGAAAAAUUUUGGUCUUGGUAUAAGCAUAUAGAAAAAUCAUACUUUGUAAAUGACAUUUUAAGAAAACUUUGUGAUACGCGAUGCGAGGAGUUCAUGUUGGUUCAAAGAAACAGUCGAGUUUUGAAAAAAUGCGGACAAUACCAGGACCUUAUGCUUUUGUCUAAUGGCGAAAGUUCUGCUUUCACAUAUUGCGACCCGUCCUAUUACGGCAGUUUCGCCCGUGAAGAGGGUGAACCUCUUUUUCUUCCGCAAAAAGACGUGGACAAUAUAUGUGGAAGGAAGUUUGACUAUACUGUAGUAGCAGAUGGUGACACUGGAAUUCCUGCCGGGAUCAUAUUUACACUUUUGGAUGUUGCGCACGCGAAUCCUGACCGUGGGAUUAUCCAACCUUCUGUAACGAUGGAAUGUCUGUCUCCAGCAGAGGAUACAGUUUUUAUGUACUUGGAAAUGGCAAGACACACCCUGUACGAACCUAUGACCAACGCUAUCAACGCAAUGUUAGAUAGGUGUUCAUUUUAUGGCAAAGGUCUUAUCUGUAACUCCAUGUACAUAAAUAAUGUGAUCGGAAAAAGGGGUGAACUGAUCGAACUUGUUCCAAUCGAUAUUCUCAGCCAUGAUACAUACGAAGCUACAGUCAUGAAUCCACUGUACGUCAGUGCAGUUUCCUUCUCAGAGCAACCACCUCUAAACUACAUCACGUGGAAUAUUCGGGAAAGACGAUGGAAUAGAGGAGAAAUACUAAACGCAAUGUACUUCUGGGAAUGGUUUGUAGGAAUACCCAUAAGAGGACUUCAGCGAAUCUUCAGGAGAAAAGAGUAUGUUAAAACUAAGAUACGGACUCCUCUGAAAAAUGACUUUGUGUCAUCAUACGUUGCACAUUCACCGCUACGGCAGAUGUUGAUGAAGCCCUUUCUUCUCGUCUACAUUCUCAUCCACGUCAACCUCAACCUUAGGUACCAAUGGACCCCUAUCAUCGUUAUUCUCUUUCUGAUCGUCGUCUUUCCGAAGUUUGCGGUAUGUACAAGAUACAACUUUAAGUUCGUUCUUGCGGAAACUUUUGUAUCCCUAAUGCAGUUCACACCAGAAGCCAUCGUUGGAUGUGUGCGUAUUGUUCGAGCAUUUCAUGCAAACAUAUCUGCUCACGUACAUUGGGUUCCUUCGAGACAAGUGGAAAGCGAAUUCAAGGAGUCCAACCCUUUUCUGAAGUCAUUUAUUCACCUAGGAAUAUAUUCUGUCGUCGCCGUAGCCAUUGCUAUAACAGUUUUCUUCAUCCGCCCAGACGGGGUUCUAGCAUACGUUUUAUUAGCUGCUGUGUUUCUACUUCCGUUAUUCGCCGGAUGUACAGCUAUUCGCUACAAAACACUGGAGUCAUUCAGGUGUAGAUGCAGUAGAAACAUCAGAUAUUUCGGAAGGACGCAUGGGCGUGUUGACCCAGAGACUGACCUUUGGGUUACAAGGCUGCCAGACGUCUACACCCGAGGAUCUAAUACUUCCUCUUACACUACAACCACAGCUUCAUCCCUGCGCUAG